Ectocarpus siliculosus is the source of this 1131-nucleotide messenger RNA. The record is from the annotation of a GenBank genome assembly. NCBI's taxonomy places the organism in Eukaryota, Phaeophyceae, Ectocarpales, Ectocarpaceae.
AUGGUGCCUGUGAUGUUCGCCCAGCUCGGGGCGGCGCCUCUGAUCAUGUCGCUGCUGUACGGGGCAACUUUCCUGCACGCGCUGGGCAAGCUGAGGAUGCUGCACGGGAAGUCCCGCUCCCUCGACACCAAGAAGCUGUUCGCCAUGAGCGUGCUGCUGCUGUGCCUCACGCGCACCAUGGGCUUCAUGACGAUCGGCGCCCUCAACAUGCGGAGCGUUGGCGGUGACGGAUCGUCGUCCAGACGCUCUUGGCAGAACGACGCUGAUGAGCGCUUCUAUGAAAAGACCAUGCUGGUCCUGUUCGAUCUUCCGGACUUCAUGAUCGUGAGCGCCUACAGCCUCCUGGCUGUCGUCUGGGCGGAGGCCUUCCUGCAGUCUCGUCGCCACUGGCUGUCGGCGCGGGUGUACAAGCGGCAGCUGUUGCUGGGCUACAUGAUCUUCAACUCGGCGCUGUACGCCGGGCAGCUAAUCCUCUACACACUGCUCUUCCUCCCCAGCUUCAACCAGUCCGGGGUGCUCUCGGUGCUCUACCUGUUCAUCACCUCGGUCAACCUUCUCCUGCCGCUCCUCCUGGCGGUGCUGUUCUCCUACCUCACGUGCACCUUCUCCGGUUUUCCUUACAAGUCGGAGGCGGCAAUGCUCAGAAUGGAUCGGGUCGGGCGCGUGGUGAUGCUGUGGACGGCGGCGAGAGUCGUGUGGGGCCUGUCCACUUUAACGGCCGUUUUAGAGUUCCAGCGGCUUGUAGGGAGCGCCACGAGCCUUCGCGAACAAGUGUACUCGAUUCUGGUCGUCACCCUGUUCCUGACGACGGAGCUAUAUCCUCUCCUCGGCGCGCUGGACGACGAGUUGCUCCUGGCCUUAUCCGGAGCGGAGGACGCGGCACCUAAAGUCGGCGGUGGGGGAACCGGAGGACGGAAUACGGGACAUAGAGGGUCGGCAAUUGAAACGGCAAGGCCAGAAGACCAAGGACGCCGGAGUCGCGCCGCGAGGCAGCCCAUCACCGCUAGCACCACCGCGGUGUCGACUCUCAGCGGCGCUGGCGAGAAUAACCCCAUGCAACCCUUACUACCUCGCGGUGGGCGCAGGAGGGACAGCUGGCUUUCGGCAUCAUCUGAAAGCGAACUUGGGUGA